CUGUGUUUUUAUAAUGGACACCAGAUGUGCAUUGAGGUACAGGUUGAACGUGUUAUAUAUUACAAUUGUAAUUUUUAUAAUGCAAAUACUAUUUAUUUAUAACACUUGGAUAAUUCACUUUCAAUAAAGCUUUUCACAUUCUCUACUUGUUGAAAUGAAGUCUCUCAUUUGAUGAAAUACUACACCUAUCCUGUGUCCUCAGAUAAGUGCAGGUGAAGGAAAGUGGAUGGUGAGAUGAACCUGUUUUAGAGAAUUUCCAUGAUGCAAAUCACUGGUGAAAGAGCCAUUCAUUUGGCUUGCUGAUUUUUGAUACUGUUACUAGUACUUUUUGAGCUCCAAAACAUUAUCUGAAUUCUUCACCUCAGGAACAUUGGAUAGUGAGCAGAGAGCCUCAUUCUGGUGCACACAUUUUUGCAGUGCCAUCUAAUCAUUUGCUCAGUUAAAAUGUAUGUGAACCCACAUGUCAGGAUCUGAUAUAAUGGCAGGCAACAUUUUAGGCUUUACAUGAGAGAUUUGCAAUUGUUUCAUAGUUUUAAGUACAUUUUUAAGCACUAGUGAACGAGGAGACGUUUUGGAGCCAAAUAAAUGUCUCUUUUAGCUGAACGUAGCCAAAUUAUGUGGCUCCCCGAAAAGAUUCAGAAUGCCCAAGCGUACUACAAGAAGCAUGGCUUUCAUUUCUAUAGAAACUCUCAGAUCCCGCCCAUUAUAUUUUCUGCGUUCUGAAAGUGAAAUUUACUCACUCUAAGGAUAAGUUUCAUUUCUAUAGAAACAUGAGUUACCCAGUGACAUCACAGAUCAGCCUUUGUAAAACUCAGUUUAUCUUACCCUUGUUUUGUAUCUGUCCUGUGUACUGGUUAUGUGUAUGUAGGCUACAAGAAGCACCUGUUAGUCCGUUUCAAUCCUGGGAUCUGUUGACAGAAACGAGAGAAACAAACACAGUCAAGACUAGAUUCUGGUGGUAGGCUGCACAAGAAGGCUGGCCAUGGUUGAAAGGGGCAUCCUGGGUUGUUUCAUCUUGUGUCUGUCUCUGACCUCAGUAUGUGCUGUCAAAGGAACCCUUAAAUCAAUAAAGGACCUCAAGGGAAUAGUUUGGUCAAACCUUUCCUCGACACGGCCUCAUGCUGCUCCACUGGCUAGCCAACAACAUUUACAUUGACAACAACGGCAACAUGAGACUCAAUUUCAACCCAACCAGGGGAGACUAUGGCUUUCAUUUCUAUGGAAACAGACCACCUUCAUUGCCUUUUCUGCUUCCUGAAAGCGGAAUCUACUACUCACUAGGGAAUAUGAACUCUAUUGGCUCAAUGACGGCACUUCCUGAUUAUGUCACGCAAAGUUUCUACAACUUAAGGGGACCUGAGAACAACAGGGACAGGGUCAUACUCAGAGUUAUGGAGGAUGGGUCCAAUCAGUUCAUUGCAGACGAGGUCUAUGUCACACAGCACUAUCCACCAAAUGAAAACAGAGGAAGUGCCUAUGAUCCAGACAAUACAUACCGUGUCAAUGUCAGCCUCCUUAGACAAAUCCAAAGUCUACCAACCAUUGACCAAAAUGACAUUCCACGUAUAUAUAAUGUAGAGAUCAACCACAACAGUUUGCAAGAACUGGAAAACAUCUGGGGACACACACCUGGUCUGGCACUUCUUCUGGCUAUUGUAUUGUACUUUACACGUCCCAAAACCUUAUUUAUUAAGGAGCAAGCUCUUCGUUUAACAUCUCAACCCCAGAGUGGCAUGGAGGAUAAGGAUAAUGCAUUGAUUAAGCUUGGUGUGAAAACCACAAAUAGAGGAAAAGCCAGGAUCAUCUGGAGUGGGAUCCCCAAGAGGCUAUUAGACCAGGGUUUAAUGGUGGUUCUUCAUAGGAACAAUAACAGUGACAGUAAGAGCGAGCUGGACAGAUCAUCAGUCGGGGGCCAAGCCACUGGGAGCUAUAACACCUCAGUACACCUUAACCCUGGUCUCCAGGUCCGGCUCCAUAAGGAGGUAAAAUCAUGGUGGAAUUACUUGGGGUUUGGGUCCACUAUUGGAGAGGAGAUCUGGAGAGGUUCUGAGUUUCACGAUGCCAACCGAGAGAUUCCUGCUGAUAUUAACGGACAUGACGCCAGUCUGCAGCUCUUCGUAAAGGAUGGAAAGGCCUGCGCUCGUCUGUAUGUAAAGAAAUCCUUCACUGCCUGGAAGAAAACGUUUCAUAACUCCUGGGUUGGGUUCUACUCUUCUGGGUUGGGUUCUACCCUGGAUUAUAACACCUGGCAAUGGGCUGUACAUUUCUCUGAGGAAAAAGGCUCACAUCAGGCUGAUAUACCUGGGUAUGACGUCUAUGUGUAUGAGUCUAGUAUGACCAUGUCUCCUGGGGUCCAGGUCAGAUUCAUGAUGGAGAAAUAUGGGGGUGAAAAGGCACGCACUCCACCCUGGGAGAGACUGGUCCAGUGGUGAGCUCACCUGAUAACAUGAUAUAUGACGUUGAUAUUCUCAUUUUUAACGGCUUGUGUAACUGCUUUUGUUAAUGUUUAACAUUUAUCUACCCUGCUUUUAAUUUGGUUUAAUUGCUAAUCUGUGUAAAAUGUAAAAGAUAAUCUGUUCCCAAAAAUCCCUUCUGUUCAUCUUUCUUUGCUAUUUUGAGGGGAUGACAAACAUGCUGUUGGUGUGGGUGGAUGGCUUGACCUGUUCUCAUGACAAACAUGCUGUUGGUGUGGGUGGAUGGCUUGACCUGUUCUCAUGACAAACAUGCUGUUGGUGUGG
Molecule: messenger RNA, 2738 nt
Organism: Oncorhynchus tshawytscha (Chinook salmon)
Lineage: Eukaryota; Metazoa; Chordata; Actinopteri; Salmoniformes; Salmonidae
Exons: 2
Coding region: 1119-2432 (437 amino acids)
Source: RefSeq, a predicted model, not a curated record